GGCGCCGAUUUCCAUCGCAGGGUGUGCCCGAACCACGCCGCACCGGUGGGCAGGCGCACACUGGCGCCGCGCCCCGUGAUGCGCGCGUCCUUGUCCGCAGGUGCUCCGCAGCGCGAUCAGGUCGUGCGGAUGGUGCGCGCUGGGCUGGGAGCCGGGAGUGCAGUGUUUCCAAGCGCCGGCCGGACACGUGUGCGUGUGGAAGAUAGCUCCUGCGCGCCGUCGUAGGCGCCCUCUCCCUGCGGAUCCGCGUUUGCGCCGGAGCCGGCUCGGGCACUCCCUGCACCCUCCCGCAGGAGAUGCUGAGCUGAGAGACGCCUUUCUUGGCCAGGCAGCAGCAGCAGCAGCGGCGGCGGCGCUUUCCUUCUUCAUCUUAGCAACAGCGGCCGCCGCCGGGAGCCCGGCGGAUCUCGCUCCUCCGAGAGGCAGCAGGUAGCCGCCGGGCGGAGUAAUCAUGGCCAAGAACCGCAAGGAGAGGAACAGCUGGGGUGGAUUUUCGGAAAAAAGCUAUGAAUGGAGCUCUGAAGAAGAAGACUCUGGUGGGAAGGCCCAUCCAGUGCAAGUGCUCAUCGUGAAGGAUGACCACUCCUUUGAGCUGGACGAAGCUGCUCUCAACCGCAUCUUGCUCUCCAAAGCUGUCUGUGAUCGGGAGGUGGUGACUGUGUCUGUGGCUGGGGCUUUUCGGAAGGGAAAGUCAUUUUUGAUGGACUUCAUGCUGAGAUAUAUGUACAACAUGGAGUUGGUUGAUUGGGUUGGGAAUUAUAAUGAACCACUCACAGGAUUUUCUUGGAGAGGUGGGUCAGAACGGGAGACAACUGGCAUCCAGAUUUGGAGCGAAGUCUUUCUUGUGGACAAACCAGAUGGGAACAAGGUUGCUGUACUGCUAAUGGACACUCAGGGUACCUUCGACAGCCAGUCAACACUGCGGGAUUCAGCCACUGUCUUUGCUCUGAGCACCAUGAUCAGCUCCAUCCAGGUGUACAAUUUGUCACAGAAUGUACAGGAAGAUGACCUUCAGCACUUGCAGCUCUUCACAGAAUAUGGGAGGCUAGCCAUGGAAGAAACUUUCCUGAAGCCCUUUCAGUCUCUUAUUUUCCUUGUUCGCGACUGGAGCUUUCCCUAUGAAUUUGCUUAUGCGGCUGAAGGUGGAGCCAAGUUUCUGGAAAAGCGUCUCAAGGUCUCUGGAAACCAGCAUGAAGAGCUGCAGAACGUGCGGAAGCAUAUACAUUCCUGUUUCACCAACAUCUCCUGCUUCCUUUUACCUCAUCCGGGUUUGAAAGUAGCUACGAAUCCCAAUUUUGAUGGGAAGCUCAGAGAAAUAGAUGAUGAUUUCAUCAAGAACUUGAAAAUCCUGAUUCCAUGGCUACUGAGCCCCAAAAGCCUGGAUGUCAAGGAGAUCAACGGAAAUAAGAUCACCUGCCGAGGCCUUGUGGAAUAUUUCAAGGCCUAUAUUAAGAUCUACCAAGGAGAAGAGCUCCCUCAUCCAAAAUCAAUGUUGCAGGCAACUGCAGAAGCAAACAAUCUAGCAGCUGUUGCCACUGCAAAAGAUACUUACAAUAAACGGAUGGAAGAGGUGUGUGGAGGUGACAAACCCUUUCUUGCACCCAGUGACCUCCAGAAUAAACACCUGGAGCUCAAGGAAGAGGCAGUGCGGCAGUUCCGUGGUGUAAAAAAGAUGGGGGGUGAGGAAUUCAGCCGUCGCUACCUCCAGCAAUUGGAGACAGAAAUUGAUGAGCUCUAUGUCCAGUACAUCAAGCACAAUGACAGCAAGAACAUCUUCCAUGCUGCGCGCACCCCAGCCACCCUCUUUGUUGUCAUCUUCAUCACCUAUGUCAUUGCUGGCGUCACUGGCUUCAUUGGAUUAGACAUCAUAGCCAGUCUCUGCAAUAUGAUCAUGGGGCUAACUCUGAUCACCCUUUGCACAUGGGCAUACAUCAGAUACUCCGGGGAGUACAGGGAGCUGGGGGCCGUCAUAGACCAAGUGGCCGCAGCACUCUGGGACCAGGGAAAUACAAAUGAGGCUUUGUACAAACUUUACAGUGCAGCUGCCACACACAGACAUUUGUACCAUCAUGCUUUCCCUACAGCUCAGAAGGUAGAACCCAAGGAAGGGACAGAGAAGAAGACCAUGUAAUCCAGAUGCUUUCCACAGAGGUGCAAGAAAUACAUCAUUAAACAUGUUAACCACUUUUGCAUCCAUGUACCAACCUCUGGCACUCCUCAAAAUGGAAGAUGGAGGAAACUGAUAACCCAUUCACACGCACCAAUGGCUUAAGUGUGGCUGCUUUAAUUUGGACAAUGCCCUGCUUGAGAGUGGAUGAAUCAGCAUGACUGUCAUUUUCUUUUCAAACAGGAGGCAGUGACUUAAUUUUGCUACAGGCUCAGUACUCCUUGAUUCUCAAGAAAAUGCUGUCUUGUUUCAAAUCGUUUUAAGAGAUUAAGGCCAGAGCCAGAGAUCAUCGUUUCUCCUCUCACACUGGGUUUUUUUCUCACAGCUGAGCCCUGCCAUCCACAAGCAGCAAGAACUGGAUACAGCAGCAGUGCAGUUGAUAGAUCAUGUACACAACUGCUUGUAUGGGCUUCUCUGAAUCCAAGCCCCUUGAGUCAUCAAGACAGCCUCAGGCUUUCUGGG
This is a messenger RNA of Candoia aspera, 2629 nucleotides long. It is a transcript of the gene ATL1, whose product is annotated as atlastin GTPase 1. The record is from RefSeq and is a predicted model, not a curated record. Gene Ontology annotation, biological process: protein homooligomerization; endoplasmic reticulum organization. The transcript has 14 exons. The coding region runs from base 452 to 2131 and encodes 559 amino acids. NCBI's taxonomy places the organism in Eukaryota, Metazoa, Chordata, Lepidosauria, Squamata, Candoiidae. Gene Ontology annotation, molecular function: GTP binding; GTPase activity.